Molecule: messenger RNA, 2526 nt
Organism: Scleropages formosus (Asian bonytongue)
Lineage: Eukaryota; Metazoa; Chordata; Actinopteri; Osteoglossiformes; Osteoglossidae
Gene: aadacl4
Product: arylacetamide deacetylase-like 4
Exons: 5
Coding region: 314-1420 (368 amino acids)
Cellular component (GO): membrane
Molecular function (GO): carboxylic ester hydrolase activity
Source: RefSeq, a predicted model, not a curated record
AGGCUCAUAAGAGUUUAUAUGUCAUUUACACUCAGUGAGAAAACGUCUCUUUUUAAGAACAAAGAAGACAGAUGAGGACGGUGCUGUUUGACCUUGAGAUGGUCUUUAUAACCAAUCGUGAGAAGACGUGUGACAAGGCACAGCUGUACCUGGCCUGUUGAAAGGGUAUUGGUUCAAGUCCUAGGAAGAGCCCUGUGGAUGCAAUCUUGGAGAAGCCUUUCUCUUGUUGUUAAAUGGACUUAUUUACGCCGAGUUCACGAACUCCGAAAUCCCUCCGGCAGUGAAAAAUCGGGGAAAACUGCACGUAGUCCACAUGGUGAUGGUCGGUGCAGCAGUCAUCGGCCGGAUUUUGGAACGACUGGGUCUCUGCCAUCAGGUCGUGUUCACCCGGGUGGUAAUAAGCUGGUUCAUGGUACGUAAAAGGCCAGCUCCCCCUGGGUUACGAAUCAAAGACCUCAUGUUUGGAGAUGUGCCUGUUCGCACAUACGAGCCUACAGCACCCUCCACUGGUAGGAGAAGAGGCCUAGUGUACUUCCACGGUGGAGGCUGGGUAAUGGGAAGCAUUGGCACGUCAGAUGAAAUGUGCAGAUACAUUGCCAAAGAAUCAGAAACCGUUGUUGUCUCGGUUGGCUACCGGCUUGCUCCCGAGCACCGAUACCCUGCCCAGCUGGACGACUGUGAGGCUGCCACCUGCCACUUUUUGUCUGUGGCUGAGGCCGAAUUUGGAGUAAAUCCGCACCGGGUGGCUGUGGGUGGGGACAGCGCCGGUGGGAACCUUGCAGCAGCCCUGUGCCUGCGACUAGUGCAGGGGGGUCGAGGCCACCUGCCUCUGCCGUGCGCGCAGAUUCUCAUCUAUCCGGCUCUGCAGAUGGCUGACUUCAACCUGCCUUCGUACCUGCAGAACCACGCCGUGCCCAUUGUGUUCCGGCCCCGCGUGGCAUUCUAUUUCCUUCAGUACCUCAAUGGGGACGCGUCCCUGUGCAAGGCUUUGCUGGAGGGGGCCCACGUCCCUGCAGACCUGAAGGUGCUUUAUAGGCGUUGGCUCUCUCCAGAUAACCUCCCACCUGAGUUUAGGGAGCCAAGCCGGAAUGUUACGGAUCCAGAGCCAUCCUCCCACGACGGAGAGGUGUAUCACCUCACUUGUGUGGGUUUGGAACCCUUUGUCUCCCCGUUGCUGGCAGAAGAUGAUGCACUGCGUCGCACACCACCCACCUUUAUCCUCACCUGUGAGUACGACGUGCUAAGAGAUGACGGGCUCCUGUUCCGCAAACGACUGUUGGAUCUCGGUGUGGAUGUCUCCUGGCACCAUGUCCCUGAUGGGUUCCACGGAAUCAUCAAUUUCUUCAACGUGGGCUGGUUGACCUUCCCAAGCUCCAGGGGGGUCAUGAACAGCAUUGUGGACUAUGUGAAGACACUUUAAAUGGGAAGGGGGCAAGUUCCAGGAAUCAAGCAGGUUGACACAUGCUUUGAUGUGGAAUUUCUGCCAUUUUAAUGUUCCUUCUUCUGGCAGAUUGGGGUAUACUGGGGUUUUAAUUAUACCUAAACACUAACACACUCAAAUAACUCAGUUAUUUUCCUAACAGAGCUAACAGGAAGUCUUCUCUCUUGGCAUGGAGGUUGUCAGUUUUCAAAAAAAGCUGGAAAAACAAAUUGCCCACAUACAUACACUUCUCUCCUGUUAACCUGUCCUAAUUCAUUUCUUAAAGCCAAUCAGUACUGAAAGACCAGAUAGCCCAUCCAUUCAAGUUCAAUAACUGCUUGUCCUGAGCAGGGUUGCAGUGAUCUGGAGCCUAUCCCUGAACAGGGCACCAGUCCAUCACUGGAAGGCCAGAAGAUGAAAAUAUUAUUCCAUUAUUUUUAUCUGGAAAGUUACAGCUUGUUCUAAUUCACUUUUGAGUAAUGUGUGUGUCAGCAAAGUUUUAUCAAACCACGCAAAUGUCCAAAAAAUGUUUUUACAUGGUGGGUGGGUGACUGAGUACACAGUUAGUCUAACAUUCCCAAAAUACAGCUGGUUUAACAGUCACUCUCACACAGCUUGCACCAGCUUUUAACACUGGUUUCAGCUUGUCCUGCUGGACCAAGUGUUGCAGUUCGGAACGAAUGCAACAUACCAUAUAACAUUAAUCUGGACCAAUUAACAAGAAUCGGUACUGGAAAUCUCAGACUAGAUAAUAAGAAAAACCAGAAAUUGGGAAACCGGAUAAUGAGGGGUGAGUGUACAAAUUAAAAGGCUCCCAGGCUGUAAUUGUGCUGCAAGAAAGACAGUGAUUUAUAGUGAUUUGUUCUGGAUAUAUUACCAGUCAUUAAUAUUACUUCAGACUAGUAAUCAGUUCUGCUGCGAGGUGGGUUUUACAUGUAUUCAUUUAGCAGAUGCUUUUUUCCAAAGCGACACACAACUCAGAGUGAACAAAAGUGCAUUGCACCAACAGACAUAUGAUGCAGAAAACAGUUAACUAACUCAACAACUCUUUUUCUUGGUUGCAGUAUCAAGGUGCUUACAAUUAUUUACCCAGCUGUGUGAUUUUG